This is a messenger RNA of Pieris brassicae (large cabbage white), 4203 nucleotides long. RefSeq lists its product as uncharacterized. The transcript has 19 exons. NCBI's taxonomy places the organism in Eukaryota, Metazoa, Arthropoda, Insecta, Lepidoptera, Pieridae. Gene Ontology annotation, molecular function: protein binding. The record is from RefSeq and is a predicted model, not a curated record. The coding region runs from base 71 to 3694 and encodes 1207 amino acids.
CGCAGCCGGGCAUACAUUGGCCCACUAUCGUGCUGCUCGCACUCAGCUCACGCUGCCCGCUGCUGUCGACAUGCCGACGCGACCCGGUUUGGUAAUAAAGCGGCAUAAUAUUCGAAUAUGGUGUCACGAAUGCGACAUGGGGCGCCUCCAGCGCGUGAUAUGGGAGGGUCAGGGCUCCAGGCUUCUCAGCGAAGUAUCAAGCCAGCCAAUUGUGAAGAAGUUCUUGGAAACCGUGCCAUAUAUGAUGAAUACAAUUAAGGAUAUACACAAUGCAGUGAUUCAAAACGAUUUGGAGAAUGUUAUUAGAUUAACAAGUAGCCCUGUACCGCCGCAGAUUUUAUCUAGCAAGGAUCCAAAUAACAUGACUGUAUUUCAUAAAGCAGCUGGAUUAGGACACUGUGGUAUUUUAAAUUACAUAGUCGAAAGAUAUCCACAAGGUUUAAACGAAACGGACAACGAAGGUCGCACUCCUUUACACUACGCUGCUAUUGUGAAAGAUGAUAAACACACAUUCAAAACAAUUAUUGAUUUUGGCGCAGAUGAAGGCGCUGUUGAUAAUAGAAAUAAAACCCCUGCUUAUUACUUGAAUAGACCUCAGGAGAUAGAUAAACACAAUCUAAAGGUUUUGCCCGAAGCACCCAGAACACCAUCAAGUGUUUAUCCAGCGUCAUGGGAUUGGAAAAUUUUAGAUACGGACUACACAGCUGAACUAAAUAAGAAACCUAGAAGAAAGAACUUCAAAACUUCAUCUGAAAACAUUUCUUCUAAAAAUACGCUUUCUGAAAGUACAGAAAAUUUGAAUAAUAUGAAAAAUAGUAGCACUCAUGAAAUGAUAAACAGUUUACCAGAAUUAAAUGAUAAACAUGAAACCAUACAAGAAGAAAAAAUAAAUAACAUAACUGAAAAUAUUGUUUUACAAGAAAAUGAACAGGUUUCUGAAAGCGUUGACCACGAAGCAUGUUUUGGAGAAAAUCAAGACUACAAAGAAAAUACUAGUGAUGGUAAUAAGAUUGAAGAUACUUUGAAAGAACGAGUCACGAGUAACGGUGAAUCACGACCGAAUAGUCAAAAUGGGCUGGAUCGCCAAAAUGACCAUACUAAUUUAGAACAACCAGAGAAAGAAGAAAAUUUAGAAAAUAAUAUUGAAGAAGUUAAUGAUUUAAAUACCGCUGUAGAUAAAUCAGAGCCUAUAUUUAUCAGCGAGGUUUUAAAUCGGGAAUCAACUCCACUGCCAGUACUGCCAGCCUCACCAAUAUUUAAAAGUACUGAUAAUGCUGAUACUGAUGACAAAAUCAACCAAGAAGAUAACACAGAAAAUGAUUCUUGUACACAAGUAGAUAUAAUAGAAAAUAAAAAUUCCGAUAACAUGCCUGAAAGUACUCAUUCUCAGGAAGGUAAUGUUGAAAAGCAUGAUGAUGAUCAUAUAUCACAAAACGAUAUGGAAAGAAAUCAACCAAAUAACAGUUUUGAGGACGUUAAUGUUGUCCAUACGGAAGCAGAAAAUGAUAAACUUCUAAAUGUAAAUGGAGCUACUGAGCUCCAAAAUAAAACGAAAUACGAUCAUUCCGAUGAAGAGGUUACGACAGUUUCGGAUGAUGAAGGUAAUACAAAAGUUGAUACCAUUGAAGACGAUGACGAUGUACAAGUGCAGGAUAACACACAAACAGAACACAAUGACACAUUUCUUCAAAAGGAACUACACAAAAAUGGGAGUGCAAUCAGGAGUGACAGAGUUCCUUCUGGCACCUCACGAAACAAUGGACGUAAUAGUCAAGAAAGUCUCAUAGAGGGUAUUGUGAGUAGCGAAGCGGAAAAAGACUCGCAAGAUGCUAGUGUAAUAAAGGGAAAUUCCAUACACGGCGACCUUCUCGUUAUUGAUAAUCAAAUAGACCCAGAAGUAACUGAAUUAAUAAACACAGUUAAUUUGGAAAUGUUAGCGACUUUAGUACUGAAUGGAGAAGGAUCAAGACUUAUCGGCAGAUAUUCAGAGAAUUUAGAACUGCAAGCGUUUUUGGAAAAUGUACCAUCUUAUAUGCACAAAAUUAAUAAAGUACACUUAGCAGCUAAAGAAGGUAAUAUAAGAGAACUUCAAGCGGCACUAGACAGGAGGAAAUUUGCCAUAGCUCGUGAUCCCAUUUCGGCAAAUGGAGCCACACCUCUACAUGUAGCCACUGUAUUCGGGAAAACAAAUAUUAUUAAAUAUUUAGGAGGAAGAUUUCCUGAAACAUUAUCAGCAGUGGAUUUUGAAGGACGCACAGCCUUACACUACGCAGCUGUUUUACCAGAUAAUGGCCAUUACUAUAAUCUAUUACAACAACUUGGUUCAAAUUCUAAGGACUUAGAUGAUAAUGGAAGAUCCGCAGAUGAUUACUACAGAAACCCAAGCUUAUUACCGUUUAAUCAGCUUUUAAGUGAUUUUGGUAUAAGUGACGAUAAGAUCAAAGAAAUGUUCUCAGAUCAAGUGCCAGAUGAUCGCGUCUCAAGUCGACGAAAUCUGGACAUCCCGGAAGUUCUAGACACAUUAGAUCGAUGUUACCAUCUUCUGACAGGCGUUAAUCACGCGAGUAAUGGCCAGUUGGGCAUUCCCAUCUUUCAAACAGAAGAAGGCAGAUACCUCGCAAAGUCUCUCGGCGAUCCUUUGAUAAAAGGUCUAACCGAAGUGGCUAAUGUUAAGCCGAAGGAUCCGAUCGCGUUUCUCGCAACCUUUUUGCAUAAUUUCCCCGAUCACGAAAAGCCUCAAUUAGGUACUCAGGAAUCAAACACGUUGAUAACAAACGAGCCUCCUGAGUACGAGAACCAAACAGGACCAGAUGAAUUAAUAAAACCGUAUAGUAAUGUACCAAGCACAAGAAACCGACCUAGUGGGCCCAUUGAAGUUAUAACUGUCGAUCCUCAACAGGCAGCCAGUCCCGAUGCACCGGAAGUGGCUCCAAGCAGUGCUGAGAGAGAUGAACACGGCCAAUCAAUGCUGCACUUUGCAGCUGCGCGAACGCAUACAAACAAUGCUUUAUUUCAACUAUUACAAGAGACUGAUGUUAGUAUUGGCUAUCGCGAUGAGUUGUAUAGAACGGCGAGAGAUAUAUCUAUACAGGCUAAUGUUUUGGAAAAUACUGGGGAAAUUGAUCGCUUCGUACUACACUUGGCUGCUAGAGGGAACACUGAUAAAAUAAUGGAGCUGCUCCUCCAAGGAUAUGACCACAUAUUGGACGUAGUUGAUGAGGAAGGAGUUCCCAUUAAUGAGGUGAUCUCACAACGGGGUGACAGUGAAAUAUCCAGUCUAAUGGCUUCAAUACCUACGUUUGAGGAGGCCCGAGAACGACUCAAUGUUGCUGUUAGACGCGGCGAUUUAUCAGAAGUACGUGAAAUCCUCUCAGCGGAAGGCGGAAAGACACUUGCGCGUGCGCAGAAUUCGUAUGGCAGGACACCGUUACAUGUAGCUGUGUUAGCGCAGAAUGAGGAAAUCGUUGGAUACUUGGCGGAAAAUUUUCCAGAGCUUUUGAAAAUCGGAGAUAAUUUAGAACGCACACCAUUACAUUGCGCGAUGGGUGUAGAAAAAAUGGAAUCACUCAGUCGAAUAUUAACAAGAGCUGGGGCCAAACGCGUACUGAAGGACCUAAAGGGCCGACAACCUACCUACUACUACAUGAACAAAUCUGACAUACUGAGACUUAAGGAAGAGGAAGAAAUGUAUUAAAAAACAGAGGAAGCUUACAACGUAACUUUAUGUAGUUUACACCAGAAUGAGUUCUAUCGAAGUUUGCAGUGAUGUGACAAAAUGUCUAAAUUAUGUUAAAAUCGGAAUUACUGUUGAUUUCAUAGUAACCUUGCUGGUCUUUGGAUGUGGUGAACUAGUCUUUUUUUUAUUUUGAGGAAUAAAUAUUAUUCGUUAUCAUUUAUAGCUGUGUCCACGACUACGUCUUCUUAUCAAAAAAAACAGACGCAAAAUAUGCCUGCUUUUGCUUACAUUUUGGUACUAAACUGCGCCGUUAGGUGGUUUCGAGAUAAAAAAGACUAAACUAAAAAUUUGUUAAACAAAUUCUUUAGUGAUUACAUCGUCGUAAAAUAUAAUAUAUUCAACAUACAUACUUAAAUAUGUAUGUAUGUCGUAUGCACUUAUAAUGUAGACUCACAGGAACAAACAAAAAUUGUUUAUUGUAGUAAAAAUUUUAGUAUUUUUCAAUAUAUUUAGUAAUAUAUUAGGGA